Messenger RNA from Zygotorulaspora mrakii, 2046 nucleotides. It is a transcript of the gene KAR2, whose product is annotated as Hsp70 family ATPase KAR2. The record is from RefSeq and is a predicted model, not a curated record. Bases 1 to 2046 code for a protein of 681 amino acids. Gene Ontology annotation, cellular component: endoplasmic reticulum chaperone complex; nucleus; cytoplasm. The transcript has a single exon. Gene Ontology annotation, molecular function: ATP binding; ATP-dependent protein folding chaperone; ATP hydrolysis activity. Lineage: Eukaryota; Fungi; Ascomycota; Saccharomycetes; Saccharomycetales; Saccharomycetaceae. Gene Ontology annotation, biological process: cellular response to unfolded protein; endoplasmic reticulum unfolded protein response; protein refolding.
AUGGCAUUUGGAUCGAGUAAUAGCAGCAGAUGGCUGGUUCCAUUGGCGGUGAUCUUCUAUGCAUUGUUUGUGGUAGUGUUGCCAUUCCAAAACUCUGGUCAUGGCUCCAGAGCUCUAGCCAGAGCAGAAGAAGCUGAACAGUACGGCACUGUUAUUGGUAUUGACUUGGGUACUACGUACUCUUGUGUAGCAGUGAUGAAGAACGGUAAAACCGAAAUUUUGGCCAAUGAGCAAGGUAAUAGAAUUACACCCUCUUAUGUAGCAUUUACUGAUGAGGAGAGACUAAUUGGUGAUGCAGCAAAGAAUCAGGUUGCUGCUAAUCCAACAAAUACGAUUUUCGACAUCAAGAGACUUAUUGGGUUAAAAUUUGAUGACAGAUCAGUUCAAAAAGACAUGGAGCAUCUGCCUUUCAAGGUUAUCAACAAGAAUGGUAAACCAGCAGUUGAGGUUGAGGUUAAAGGUGAAAAGAAGGUUUUCACCCCAGAAGAAGUUUCUGGUAUGAUUUUAGGUAAGAUGAAACAAAUCGCUGAGGAUUAUCUAGGUAAGAAGGUCACUCAUGCGGUCGUUACGGUCCCAGCAUAUUUCAAUGAUGCUCAAAGACAGGCUACAAAGGAUGCCGGUACCAUUGCAGGCUUAAACGUUUUAAGAAUUGUCAAUGAGCCAACUGCUGCCGCUAUUGCUUAUGGUUUAGAUAAGACCAAGGAUGAACAUCAAAUUAUCGUUUACGAUUUAGGUGGUGGUACAUUCGAUGUUUCAUUGUUAUCCAUUGAAAACGGUGUGUUUGAAGUGCAAGCAACUGCUGGUGAUACACAUCUUGGUGGUGAAGAUUUUGAUUAUAAGAUUGUUCGUCAAUUGAUCAAGACUUUUAACAAAAAGCAUGGUAUUGAUGUUAGUAAUAACAACAAAGCUUUAGCCAAGUUAAAGAGAGAAGCUGAAAAGGCAAAACGUGCAUUAUCUAGUCAAAUGUCUACUCGUAUUGAAAUCGAUUCAUUUGUUGAUGGUAUUGAUUUGAGUGAAACUUUAACAAGAGCUAAGUUUGAAGAAUUGAAUUUAAGUCUUUUCAAGAAAACUUUGAAACCUGUUGAGAAAGUCCUAGAAGAUGCUGGCUUGGAAAAGACUGAUAUUGAUGACAUUGUUCUUGUUGGUGGUUCAACUAGAAUUCCAAAAGUUCAACAACUAUUGGAAUCAUUCUUUGACGGAAAGAAAGCCUCUAAGGGUAUUAACCCAGACGAAGCUGUAGCUUUUGGUGCUGCUGUUCAAGCUGGUGUUCUAUCAGGUGAAGAAGGCGCUGAGGAUAUUGUUUUAUUGGAUGUUAACCCAUUAACUUUAGGUAUUGAAACCACAGGUGGUGUUAUGACAUCCUUGAUUAAAAGAAAUACUGCAAUUCCAACAAAGAAAUCACAAAUAUUUUCCACCGCUGUAGACAAUCAACAAACCGUGAUGAUUAAAGUAUUCGAAGGUGAAAGAGCAAUGGUCAAGGACAACAACUUACUAGGCAAUUUCGAAUUAACUAGUAUUCCACCAGCACCAAGAGGUGUUCCACAAAUUGAAGUCACUUUUGCCCUAGAUGCAAAUGGUAUUUUAAAGGUGUCUGCAACGGAUAAAGGUACCGGUAAAUCUGAAUCCAUCACCAUUACCAAUGAUAAAGGUAGAUUAUCACAAGAUGAUAUCGAUAGAAUGAUUGAAGAAGCAGAAAAAUUCGCUUCGGAAGAUGCAUCAUUUAAGAAAAAGAUUGAAUCAAGAAAUAAAUUAGAGAAUUACGCUCAUUCAUUAAAGAAUCAAGUCAAUGCGGAAUUAGGCGAAAAAUUAGAUGAUGAAGAUAAAGAAACCUUGUUAGAUGCUGCCAGCGAUGUAUUGGAAUGGUUAGAUGACAAUUUUGAAACUGCAAUGAGUGAGGAUUUUGAUGAAAAAUUCGAUGAAUUGUCCAAGAUUGCAUACCCAAUUACAUCAAAAUUAUAUGAAAAUGCAGGAGGUGAGGGUGCCUCUGAUGACUACUUUGAUGAUGAAGAAGAUGAUGAAGAUUACUUUGAACACGAUGAGUUGUAA